AUGUCUUUCUAUUCUCAGUGGUACGAGCAAAGUGUCUGUCUUCGUGGCAACAACGGUGCCAUCAAUCGUAUUGGUGAAAAGGUGGAUGUGAGCGCCGGUGGGGUCCAAGUGGAUUUGACACCCAUUCAGGUUACCAUCUCCUCUGUCAAGAACAGACUUAUCUACAACGAGCAGUAUAAACCCUCCGAAAGUACGAGCCUUGACAAAAAAAUUCACACCAGGGAAAGUAGCGUCGCCUCCAAUGAGCUCAAGACCUCCUCUUCGCACGUUGGUGCCGCGGCCAACUCCGUUGCAGCGAGAUUCGUGAUGAAUCAGAAUCAUUCCAGGAGACACUCUCGUCAAGGAAGUUCGGUUUCUGACUUGGUAUAUGUUACCCCUCAGACUUCCUUGUGGGAUGACUGGCUCGUUAAAUACAUUCACGAGGAUGCGAAUACCACAAAUUCCACAGAUACCACAGAAGAAGCAUCCAUGGAACAAUGGCGACAGACAAGUGUUGAUUCGGAGAUACGCACAAAUAGUACGGAAGAGAGAUUAUGGAAAAACAAUAUUUUAGCACCGGUUGAUGAGAUGGAUACCAUUAUUUCAGAUUAUAAUCAAUCCAUGAUAGGUGCUAGCUAUGCGUACCUACUGGGCGUAAUAUUUGUAACAUUAUAG
Molecule: messenger RNA, 654 nt
Organism: Acaulospora morrowiae
Lineage: Eukaryota; Fungi; Glomeromycota; Glomeromycetes; Diversisporales; Acaulosporaceae
Source: the annotation of a GenBank genome assembly